CGCUUUCGCCCAGGCACAUGUGCGAGCAAUGUGUGGAGCUACUACUGCAGUUCUGCGACUUCCAACGCAUGGUAUUGCGCACAGAUUUCAAGCUACGCAAACGUCAUACCCAUACCCAGAGAAAAGUGAAUGCGCCGCAGUUGUCCAAGUGCUUGACAGAGCAGCAAAUAGAGGAGGAUGCGGCUGCCACUGCGGAUGAAUAUGUGUAUGUGCUGGAGGAGACCGUCGACAGCAUAGUGUCCGAGCAGCGUCUCGAUAGCGCGUCGCCCAAAGUGGAACUGUUUGAGGUUGACUUUGAGCCCGAAGAGAAGUAUGUAGAGAAACAGCACGAACAAGAGGAGGAAGAAACUUCAAUAGCAACAGUGAAGACAGAGGAAAGCAAUGUCAAACAACGUUCCCAGCAUCGACGCAAAUCCUAUAAUCCCGCUCUACAAUGCCCGAUGUGCAGCAUGCAGCUGAGCACGAGUAACUCCUUUAAAUAUCACAUGCAAUUGCAUGGCGAGGAUCGUCCCUAUGUGUGCAACAUUUGCGGCGAUUCAUUCAAGACACGUAACGCAUACGAUGGCCAUGCAAGGCUCCACAAUCCCAACAAUCCCAACAAAUGUCGCACGUGCGGUAAAACGUAUCGUCAGGCCUCUUCGCUGCGUUCCCAUCUCUUGAGCUACACCGAUGUCAAGCCCUUCACCUGCGACAUAUGCGAAAAGGGUUUAACACAGAAGUCCGGCUACAAGAAGCACAUGCUGGCGCACACGGGCGAAAAUCCGCACACCUGCGACAGCUGUGGACGCAGCUUCCGCUACUCCAGCAAUUUGAUUGCCCACAAACGUUCGCAUUCCCGCAAAGUUGGUGCCGUCGAUCAACAAAAGGAGCAGCUCGAAUAAUGCUAUAUAUACGACUAUAUAUAUACA
This is a messenger RNA of Drosophila sulfurigaster albostrigata, 908 nucleotides long. RefSeq names its product zinc finger protein 675-like. Bases 18 to 881 code for a protein of 287 amino acids. NCBI's taxonomy places the organism in Eukaryota, Metazoa, Arthropoda, Insecta, Diptera, Drosophilidae. Gene Ontology annotation, molecular function: RNA polymerase II cis-regulatory region sequence-specific DNA binding; DNA-binding transcription factor activity. The transcript has a single exon. Gene Ontology annotation, biological process: regulation of transcription by RNA polymerase II. The record is from RefSeq and is a predicted model, not a curated record.